Messenger RNA from Bradysia coprophila, 1212 nucleotides. Its product is annotated as TD and POZ domain-containing protein 2-like. Gene Ontology annotation, molecular function: protein binding. NCBI's taxonomy places the organism in Eukaryota, Metazoa, Arthropoda, Insecta, Diptera, Sciaridae. The record is from RefSeq and is a predicted model, not a curated record.
CACUGAUGGGUAUACCUGUUUCGAAACCUCAAUGUAAUGCAAACGUCAGAUCCUAAACGAAAACGAAAUCCUUAACGCGGUUUUUACAAUGGAAUCAGCAAUUCCGGCAAUUCCUAUUCGACAGAAAAUGUGUUCAAACGAAGUAAUUUUGGAGUCCGAAAUUUUAUUUGAAAUUGCAAACCUUGAAAAUGGUUAUAAGGACGGAGAAGACAUUUGUUUUGCGGCAGAAACGCUGGAAGAAGCGAACAUUUCAUGGUGGAUUACGGCUAAAAAAUUGACUUACAAGCAGAAAAUGUACUUCGAUUUUGUCAUUCAGGUGCAUUCAGACAUCUGGAAAUCCGGAAAAUACCAGUUCUGCCAGUCAUUACAGGUUACGCACGGGUACAGUUUCCAUUGUAGCGGCUUUAAACAGUUGAGUCAACAGCUGGUAGUGAAGACUGUAAUUGUUGACAUGAACUACUUGUUAGGUCAUGUAACUUCCAACGGUUCACUUCACGUUAUCGGUAAAUUGAAAUUGAAGAAUCUUGGAGAGAAGACACUACGUCGAGUGAACUUCACCCGACUCGCAAAUCAGUACACAUCGACGCAAUAUCACAGCAUCUUGAACGACCCAACGUUCUCCGAUUUCACAUUUGUGGUACAAAACAAGGAAUUUAAAGUCCACAAAGCCAUUGUUGGUGCAUCGAGUGAGGUGAUGCGACUGAUAUUCACCGCCGAUCUACAGGAGUCAAGACAGGGCCGAUGCAACGUAGUCGACAUUGACCCGGAAGUAUUCGGUCAUUUGUUACGGUUUAUGUACACUGGUCAGCUUCCGGAUGCUUUGGAUGGCAUUUCAGGCGAUCUACUGAAAGCAGCACAUUUUUAUGGGGUGACCGAACUGUUUGAAAUCUGCAAACAAUAUUUGCAGUUUCAAUUGAGCGCUGACAAUGCGGUCGAUAUCUACGAAUUUUGCAGUUUGUACGAAUUGGCCGAGUUGAAGCUGGAGGCAUGGAACUUUGUGACAUGGCACAUUCUGAAAAUUUCCACUCCACUCAAACCACUGCCGGUGGAAGACGUCCGAGAGUUAAUUAAAGCCAAGGCAAAAAUCAACAGCAUAUUACGGAAGCAUCAAAUUUUACCACAUGACGAGACAAUGCGAACAGUUUUACGAUAAAAUGUGACUGACUAUACCAACCGCGACAUGUAAUUUAUAAAUAAAAGAACUUUCCAAAA